UCAGAGCGCCCAAUACAAAGGUGUGGCCUUGUGGCUGUUUAAAUGGAAAAAGAGGAACCUUCGUGGAAAGCUGCUAUAUUGUCAUCAUUACUUGAACGCGAUAUUGUUGAAAAGUCUUUUUUUAAUGAAAUUUUUGCUCAGUACAACUCAAAUAAGGAACUUGUGGUACAACUAAAGGGAGAAAACACACGGCUUGUACGUGAGUUAACAUUAUGUCAACAAGAAAAGUCUACGGUACAGCUUGAAUUUGAAAAAAUGUAUGUUUUCUUCAUUUGAUACAAAAAUCUUUAGAAAGUCCGUCAAAUCAUACGAUUAUGAACAGAAAGUGUUUCAUCUUCAAGAAGAGGUUACUGAGUUACAUCGUCAAAAAGGGAAUCUGGCGCAAAAUGUCAUUGAUUUAAACCGAGUCCUUCAGGAAAAAGACACUUUGCUUCAGUCAAAGUCUUUGAAGUUGGUUUCACAGUUAUUAAAAUGAGCUGUUCAGGAUUUCAGAGUUGGAGGAGUGCCUUAAAGCUAACCAAAAGCAGAAUCAUCACCUGAUGGAUAAGGUUAAGGAGCUGGAAGAAACUAAAGAAUUGCUUACAGAUGAACAGGCUUCACACCUAAUGGCCAUGAAGGCACUAGAAACUAAAAACAGACAACUUGAAGAUGACAACCUGCAACUUAUAAAAAGAGUCAAGUCUCUACAAAAUACUGUUGAAAGGUUGAAGAAUAUAGAGUAUGAUAUACAGUAUAGAAAAACUCAAGAAACUAUCCGUAAGAAUCUUCAAGAUGCAGUUAAUUCAACCAUAUUCGUCACUGAUGGUGAUCGUUUGGAUAAACCAUUACCUUGCAAGUCUGCACUUCCACGUAAUGUUGCUGUUAAAAUAGAUGCUAAUGAAAGUGAAGUUAACAGUGUCCGAUUCACUCCAUCAGGCCAUAUUUUCGGAUCAGCAGGAUUUGAUCGUAAACUGCGGUUAUGGACGUUCCUAAACGGAAAGUGUGAAGUCCAUUCAACCCUCGUUGGUUGUAAUGCUGCUGUUACGGCUAUAGAUUUCGAUCCGAAUGAAACUGCUGUUUUAGGCGCGUCAAGUGAUUUUUCGUGUCGUGUAUGGACAUUAAAUGAUUCCAGACUUCGAGUUAACUUGACGGGACAUUCUGAGCGUGUUAUCUCUGCUAAAUUCAUUGGCUCUGCUAAUCGUGUUGUCACUGCUUCAUCAGAUAGGACAAUCAAGAUUUGGGACGUUGACAAGUGCUGUUGUAGGCGUACCAUAAUGGCUACCUCCACAUUCCAAGAUGUAGUUGUUUGUCCCUCUAUGUCUGCCCUUGUUACUGGCCACUUUGAUCAGCAUUUGCGGAUCUGGGAUGAACGAUCUGGAGAAAAUACUAGUAAAAUUUUGCUCUCUGGACGCAUCACUGGUAUGGAUAUAUCUUCCGAUUUCACAACUGUUUUAGCUUGUACACGCAACAACACUUUAGAAAUUGUAGAUUUACGAACGAAUCAAGUUAUUCAAUGCCUAAAAGCUGAUGGUUUUCAAACAGGUUUAGACAUAGUUCGCCCAUGUUUCUCACCUGACUCAGAUUAUGCAGCUGCUGGUGGACAUGAUGGGGGAGUAUAUAUUUGGAGUACAGUUUCAGGGAAUUUAGAAGUCUGUCUUCGUGAUCACACAAAUAUUGUCGUCUGUUGUCAUUGGAAUCCGAAUGGUAAUUCUCUGGUUUCAUGUGAACGUAUCAAGAAAGCAAUUGUUUGGUCUAGUUUGUAAAGGUUCAUGAUUAUGGUGUUUAUUUACCCACUUACAUAUAGUCUUCCAAGUAAAUAUUCUCUUUAUUCUGACAACUUUAAUCGCUCCAAUUGUCAUUUGUUUUUGUCAUGCUCUUUCUCACCAGAUAUUUUCCCUUAUUUCUUUCUCUCUCUCUCUCUCUCUACAUUUAUUUGUGAUUUUCUAUCACAUAAGUGAUAAUGAUUGUAAUAGGUUUCGUUUGAUGUAUAAUUAUAUGAAUCAACUUACUAUUUAUGUAUAGUAUUCGUGAUUAACUUAUGUUUUAUUUAAACAAAGAAAGAUGAUAUUG
This is a messenger RNA of Schistosoma turkestanicum, 2049 nucleotides long. Lineage: Eukaryota; Metazoa; Platyhelminthes; Trematoda; Strigeidida; Schistosomatidae. The record is from the annotation of a GenBank genome assembly.